This is a messenger RNA of Portunus trituberculatus (swimming crab), 5718 nucleotides long. It is a transcript of the gene yki, whose product is annotated as WW domain-containing transcription regulator protein 1-like. Gene Ontology annotation, cellular component: cytoplasm; nucleus. Gene Ontology annotation, biological process: hippo signaling; positive regulation of transcription by RNA polymerase II. The transcript is spliced from 9 exons. Gene Ontology annotation, molecular function: protein binding; transcription coactivator activity. Bases 108 to 2024 code for a protein of 638 amino acids. NCBI's taxonomy places the organism in Eukaryota, Metazoa, Arthropoda, Malacostraca, Decapoda, Portunidae. The record is from RefSeq and is a predicted model, not a curated record.
ACACAUUCCAGCCACAGACUUCAGUCAGUACUUGGGGAGCAGCCGGAGGGAGAGGAGGUAUGUGUUAUGUGUGUGGCUCGGUGUGAGUGUUGACCUUAGUAGCCAAGAUGGCCAGCUCGAACAAAGAUGAAUCGCUCCCUAUGGAGCAGCGGAGCAGCCAGAUCAUACAUGUGCGUGCUGACAGUGACAGCGAGCUGGAUGCUCUGUUUGAAGUAGUGCUGAAGCCCUCGAGCCAGGUGCCCCUACAGAAGCCCUUCAGGAUGCGCAAGCUACCCAUAUCUUUCUUCACCCCACCUGCCCACCGCCAGUCCCCUGCCCCCGUGAACCACUCCAGGGAGGGGUCAGCGGACUCUACCUACGGUGGGGAUGGCGUGAGCAACCUGCGAGUGUCAGGCGCCAUGUCCCCCAACACCGCCCCUCAACACUUCCGCCACCACUCUUCGCCAGCCUCCCUGCAACAGACCCUGGCUCAGCAGCAACAGCAGCAGCAGCAGGUCGCUCACCACAAACAACAAAGUUAUGACCUAAGUGACGAAGGUAGUCUUCCCCUGGGCUGGGAGCAGGCAAGGACUCCCCAGGGACAAAUAUACUACCUCAAGGAGAGGGUAGGUAGCAGCCUCCGUGCCCCUGCCCCGUCUUACCCCGCACUGCCCCGCCAUGCUCCACCCUGCCGCCCGACCCCAGUCCCCACCAGCCACAACACACAGUCGACCACGUGGGAGGACCCCCGAAAGUUGCUCAUGAAGCAGAGGCAGCGGCAACAACAGGGCGCUGUCUCCCCUGCGGCACCACCUCCAGGGCCCCCGAACAAUGCUCCUCCCGGCCCUUCUCCAGGCCCUGCGCCGGGAGCUCCCCCAGCCGCUCCCUCUGGGCCUCCUCCCCCACAUUCCGGCACCCAGAACACCAAUUCCCAGGUACCCGUCGAGGUCGUGAACGGCAAUCUGGGGCCCCUGCCGGACAGUUGGGAGCAGGCGGUGACUCCGGAGGGCGAGAUCUACUUCAUCAACCACAACGACAAGUCCACGUCCUGGUUCGAUCCCCGGCUACGUAUGGGAGUGGGACAGGUGCGCCCCAGGAAGCAUGUCUCGCCCGGGGUUGGCCGUGAUAGGUGUGGAGCAGUAGGAGUAGGAGGGGGAGGAAUAGGUGGAGGUGGAGGAGGGCUGCGUCUCCUCCCAAGACCUCGUUCCUUGCCCCACCAUGAAUCUGCGACGCUCACUGAUCCGCGACGUCUGCAAACGGCGGCAGUACUAAAUGGGGGAAAGCCUGCACAGCAGCCUUCCGCCACCUCUCAGGCAGGACAGCAGCAGCAGCAGCAACAACAACAACAACAACAACAGCAACAGCAGCAACCAUCACAGCAGCAGCAGGCACCAUCCCCUCAGGUUAGCCACCAGCUGCCGCCCGUCGGGCCCACCGUUAGCUCCUCCACCGCUGCCCUUCAAGCCAGACAACAAACGCUUCGACUACAGCGUCUCCAAGUGGAACACGAGAGACUGAGGCUUCGUCAGCAGGAGAUCAUCAAGUCUGAACAGUCAUUGCGUUUAAGCCUGCGAGAGGAAGCAGGACCUCUGUCUCAGCCACAGCAACAGCAGCAACAGCAGCAGACAGCACAAACAGUAGCCCAGCAGCCUUCUCAGCAAAAUCAGCAGCAACCACAGCAGCAGCAACAGCAGCAGCAGCAAGGUAGUGAGCUGGUGCUGACUUCUGCUGGCCUCACUUUAUCCUCGGCUCCGCAGACAGUGGCCACUGUAGUAACCUCUGCUGCUGACCCUUUCAUCACUACCACAGACUUCCACUCACGGCAGGAGUCGGCAGAUAGUGGACUUGGCCUCGGGACCAACUACUCUCUUCCUCACACUCCAGAGGACUUCUUGACCUCCAUGGAAGAUGUUGAGAUCACUCCUUCUGAUGCUGAGAUGAAGACAUCACCUGCCAAUAAUAUCCUUGAGGCAUCUGAGCUGGAGUCCAUGGACUCAGAAGACUUGGUGUCAACAAUACAGGGAAUGGGAUUAGGAUGGUGGUGAUGAUGACUUUUAAAUGGCAGUUGUGUGUUCAGGCAUAAAGCUAAACGAUGAGCUGUCUACGGAUUUCCUCAACGACAUGUUGGAGACUUCUAAAAUGGACAGUCUGCACACGUGGCUGUAGAGGAGCAAGGAGCAAAGUUAAAAUGUGAAAAAAUAUUACGUGCUUUAUUAGUGGUGAAAAGAUUAAGAUGCCUGGGGACAGUUAGUAUUAUUACUGGUAGUGUUACAGAUAUCUUUUUCUUCUGAUAAUGUAAAAAAAACAAAACAAAAAACAAAAAAAAAAAGGCUUCAAUUGAGGAAACGCUUUUAUGGGAGGAAUGGCAACUGGAAGGACAAAGCUACGAGUACCCAUGUUCACUACUACUAGUACCUCAUCGGUGGGAUUGUAUACAAAGCUGUAGUCCAGUCUGGAUAUCAGAAACUAUAUGCAAGGAAAUAUGGCAGCUUUACCUUAAAAUGUGCAUCUGUGUAUUUAUGAGUAAUGCAGAAAAAAAGAAAUGAGUCUGGGCUCUCUAUCUAGGAUAUGUUGCUUCCACCUUUGAGGAAAUGAAAUAUACUACUCAUAUGAUUGGGCUGUGUAGGUCAGAUAAACUGCCUGCCAAAUAGAAGACUCAAGUGACUGUUUGAAGCCUUAAAAGAGUGCAAGUGGGGAAAGUUUUGGAGAUGGCUUGUGCAUGACACUGAUCUCGAAUGGCUUCAGUACUGUGAGAAGCAAGCACAGCCUAACUCUUCAUGUGAUGGAAUAGUGCCUAUGGACUACCAAGUUAUAUUCUAUCAAGAGGAGGUUGCUGGCAUUGGAAAUCUCCCAUGGUGUAGGUUAAGUUUGUCUUGUGAAUAUAUUUUCUCUCCUUUUUGUAUUGUGGAUUAUCUUUAUUUUGAACUACAUGGUUCUCUGGGGGCUUGUCCCAUAGCCUCUAAUCUUUCCAUGUGUAAAGUGUUUCACUACAAAUCUUACCGUCCAGUUCUGCCUUAAUUGAUGAAGUAUUGCCAGAAUGACACAUGUUACGAUAUUUAUUAAUAAUUGCUAAUUGCCAUGUAAAUAGUGUUUGAAUUUUGUUAUGGGAACUUACAAUUUUAAUGACAUUCUUAUAACUAUUUAAAAAUGAAAAGGCAUUAAGUAAUGUAAAAUGAAAAGGCAGCUGUCUUAAUAAGGCUGUUAUUUCCUGAAAAUUUUAUAAUACUUCAAUGUUCUUGACAAUGCACUCAGUGCUCCUUUAUAUUUGCAACACACUGGAGCAAUCUGUUGUUUGCAUUUUGCUUAGUUCACCUCUUGUGUUUUGUUGGCUAUUAUGCUCCUUCCAUCUGUGGCUACCCUAGUUCCUGUAGUGUGAUAGUGUGCACCAGACUUUACAUGUGCAGCUGCCUCCCCUUCUCACAAGGUGAUAAGCUGAUACUGUGUACUAUAUUUUACAAGGCUGUAAAUUAAGCUUUCCAAAUGUACAUCAACUUUGAUAUUCAGUUUCAACAAAAUAUUGCAGAUGCAUACAAGUUACUAUUAUUGUUAAAUUAAAUACUUGUUAAUUCUUCAAAGGUUAAAGUUAAAGUGAGUAAGCAGUAACACUAUUGAGAGUUGAGGUUAAAUACUUAGUAAGCAUACUUGAACUGAUAUGUUUAUGUUUCUGUUGAUGAUUUUAUGAGCCAUAACUAUUUUGCUGUGUUGAUGUUGCAUUGGUAAUUGUUAUUGUCUGAUUGGAACCUUUUAAUAUUGAUGAUUGCAUUUCUCAUAUGUAAAACAUGGACGUAGUUAAUGUGUUAAAUAUGUGAAUAAGUGCAUGAAAGUUUUAAAAUAUCACAUUUUAACUUCAAUUAUUAUAAUACACUGAUUUGCUUAUGCAUAUUGUAAGUUUUAACUGUGUUGAAGCUUUAUCAGGAGUUAGCAAGUAUUGAUGGUGCCUUAGAGAAAAUGAGGUGCCUUGUGAAGUGGCUCUGUGUGUGGCAGCUCAUUGAUGGAUGAAUGCAGGAACCAAGGUGAUAGUCUGUCAUGUCUCUGGCUCUAGCUGAUGACACAAAUAAUGUACUUAAGUGAAAUGGUCGAGUAUCCACUUGGCUCGACAGUCUUGGUAGCAUCCCUGACAUGUUACUGAACUUUGAUGUAUUUGACGUGGGUGGUUUUUGUAUCUUUUUUCCCACAGGUUUGGCCGACCUGUGGGCUAGCCAGCAGUAGCUCUUUGGGAAGCUUAUUCCUGAAAAUAAUGGACUGAGGGUAAUGUUCUUACUAUAGGCUGCCUGUUGUAUCCCAUGAGGCACUCUGGUCACACUCAGUAUUUAAGAUCCCACAUCCAUCCACAGUCUGCUCAAGUGAUUUACGGACGUCCCAAGUGCCUUUGUCUGCAGCUGUUUAGUGGCCGUUCACUCUCCCCUGGGUCAGCAGUUGGCCGAGGUCAUGACCCAGGUUGCUAUGAGGUCACUUUGGCAGCUCCCAAGCCACAGGUAAACUUGUGGCUCUAGGUUAAGGUCAUUGCUUAACUGUUAAGGCUGAACAAGCAUCAAGUGUUGACCACACACUUGGUGCUUGUUUUGAUAUAAUUAUCAUUAUUAUUUUAUUAUUUUAUUAUUUUAUUGUUUUAUUAUUAUCAUCAUUAUCAUUACAUUAAUUGCUCCAGUAGACAUGAAUUUUAUUUUAUCAGGAAAUGUAAAUGUCAAUUGUUUUCAUAGUAUGGUGUCUUUUGUGAUAUACAUCUAGCAUGCAGUGUUGUUUUUAGUUUCUUAUAGUGGCCAUAUUUGUUAGUAUUAAAAAUGAAUAGUUAGAAACUCAGCAUCAAAGCUCUUGUUUUCAGUCUUUUUAAUGUGGUGAAGGGUUCCUAGUAUAGAUUAAAAAAAAUAUCACAUCAACCAUAUUAUAUUCAUAUCAAACUUUCGUAGAAGAAUAAUCCAGUGGUAAAGUUUUUUUACUAAUAGAUUUAAGAUGAUGGCCUGCGUGUUGACCUCUUUCUUCUUUAUAUUUUUUUAGUCAACCAAGGGUAUAUCCUUCCCAAUCUUUCUUGCACAAGUUUAUGAAGUUCAGUUGCACUGUUUACCUCUUGAAAACAAUGUACAUGCAGAGGGCCUUGGCUCAAUCUCUUAACAUCAGUGGUCUCUGUACGUUGUUUGCUCUGGAGAACAUGUCUUUCCAUGAUCAUGAUCCUUGAGCUACUGAUUUCAUAAACUAAAACUUGGCAAUCUAGCCUUGCUUCAUGAGGUCCUUUCAUAGUCCAAGAGAUAAUGUUAAAAUGUACAGCAAGUGUAGGACUGGAAUGGAAAGCAACUCAUCUGGGAUGGUGGCAAGCUAAGACGGGAGAAAUCCAAAGGAUUUUGUGAACGGAUCCAGCUGUUCACCUUGUUCUGCUCCAGCACACCGCCAUAUACAUACACACUAGCUGGCAUUUGUUCACUAGAUCUUCACCCCAAGACUGAAUUCUUGCCCCAACCCUCAACUACGGUAUUAGCUUAUGGCUCACAAAUUUUGGCAAAAGUUAGUAAUGUGACAAGAAAGGGGAAGUAGUAUCACUGAUGGAGUCUAAUAGAUGUGCGGUCCACUGUACAAGGAAUGGAUAUAAUCAACAAUUUAUUCAUCAAUAAGGAUUUCCCUUUCUUGUCAUAUUGAUAUGAUAAAUGCCAAUAAGUGCUUUUAUGCAUUGGGAGAGUGGAUUAUCCAGUCUCCCAUGAAAUUAAAUGUAUGCUGAAGCAAUGUAAAUAAAUCUUAUCUCCAAAUGAA